Messenger RNA from Striga asiatica, 408 nucleotides. The record is from the annotation of a GenBank genome assembly. NCBI's taxonomy places the organism in Eukaryota, Viridiplantae, Streptophyta, Magnoliopsida, Lamiales, Orobanchaceae.
AUGUUCAGGAAUCAAUACGAUACCGACGAGACGACGUGGUUGCCGGCGGGGCGGCUGUUCCAAGUGGAGUACGCGAUGGAGGUGGUGAAGCAGAAGAGUUCGAGACGAUGGAAGAAAAAACUGGAAAAUGGAGACUGUGGAUCGAGCGCGCAGCAGGGAGGAAGUAGUCGAGAGCGUGACCUGAACGCGAGUAGGCGCGUGGUUGAUGUCAGGAGAUCCCAACGGCCUGCGCAAGGGAAUAAUUCCCCUCAGCUCAGAGGGGGGCACGUGGCGAGAACGUAUUGGUGCAGAGUGAUAGUGGCCGCAACCACCUCUGACACCCCUGACAUUUCUGACAACACGCACACUGUGUGUGUACGGACGGGCAGCGCGGGCAGGAAAGCUCACCAAUAUCCGGGCAGCUCAUAG